Aspergillus japonicus CBS 114.51 is the source of this 1026-nucleotide messenger RNA. RefSeq names its product NMT1/THI5 family protein. NCBI's taxonomy places the organism in Eukaryota, Fungi, Ascomycota, Eurotiomycetes, Eurotiales, Aspergillaceae. Gene Ontology annotation, biological process: thiamine biosynthetic process. The coding region runs from base 1 to 1026 and encodes 341 amino acids. The record is from RefSeq and is a predicted model, not a curated record. The transcript has 4 exons.
AUGUCUACUGACAAGAUAACCUUCCUGACCAACUGGCACGCGACCCCGUACCACGCCCCCCUAUACCUUGCACAGAGCAAAGGCUUCUUCAAGGAAGAGGGCCUCAAGGUUGCUCUGCUCGAGCCCAAUGACCCCUCCGAUGUCACCGAGAUUAUCGGCAGUGGCAAGGUUGACAUGGGCUUCAAGGCCAUGAUCCACACUCUGGCCGCCAAAGCUCGCAACUUCCCUGUCACCUCGAUCGGCUCUCUUCUCGAUGAGCCGUUCACUGGAGUCAUUUACCUCAAGGGUAGCGGGAUCACCGAAGACUUCCGCUCUCUGAAGGGUAAGAGAAUUGGUUAUGUCGGCGAGUUUGGCAAGAUCCAAAUCGAUGAGCUCACCAAGUACUACGGCAUGACGGCGGACGACUACACCGCUGUGCGCUGCGGCAUGAACGUGACCAAAGCGAUCAUCGAGGGCACAAUCGACGCGGGGAUUGGUCUCGAGAACGUGCAGAUGGUCGAAUUGGCCGACUGGCUGGCGAGCCAGAACCGACCGCGCACCGACGUGCAGAUGCUGCGCAUCGACCAGCUUGCGGAGCUCGGCUGUUGCUGCUUCUGCUCCAUCUUGUACAUCGCCAAUGACACCUUCCUGGCUGCCAACGGCGAGCGCGUUCGCAAGUUCAUGAAUGCUGUCAAGCGUGCCACCGAGUACGUCCUCGCUGAGCCCGCCCAGGCCUUCGAGGAGUACGUCGCCAUGAAGCCCAUCAUGGGCACCCCGGUCAACCGCCAGAUCUUCGAGCGGUCGUUCGCGUACUUCAGCCGCGACCUUAAGAACGUCCAGCGCGACUGGAACAAGGUCACCAACUACGGCAAGCGGUUGGGAAUCUUGGACGCGGACUUCCAGGCGAACUACACCAAUGAGUUCCUGUCCUGGGAUCUAGAUGCCGAUUCCACCGAUCCGCUGGGCGAUCAGAAGCGCAUGGCUGAGUUGCAGAAGGAGGUGGCUGAUCAGGGCGGUUUCCGCCGGCUGCAGGUGGCCUCUGCUUGA